AUGUUCCCCAGUGGCCUCUACAUCAACUCUCGUCCUACCGUGCUCUAUGAGCCACGCCCGCGGGCUGCGACAGCCUCCACCUCUACUUUGGGAUCCGCGAUGCCGCCUCCGCCCCUCACCAUCCCCAGAAAGCAAGCUACUCAAGAAGCCUCGAAUGCAGGGCGGCGCUCAGCCUCACCCAGCUUCAGCUGCAUUGUUGACAGACGAGGGAGCUUCACAGUGAGCGGCUCAGAAGAGUCGUACAGUACCGAGGAUGUCACGAAGGCACUGAGGUACAAGCAACGCAUGCAAGCUCGGCGCGCCUUGCAGAAUGUGGCUACGGAGAAGGCAUAUAUUCUCCGGGGACUCCCAGAGCUGGUUCCAUCGUACUCCUGGUCAUGUGCGUCCUCCCCUGCAAGCUCGCCGCCGCCAACGCCGCGCUUGCGACCGGUGGACCUACCCUUCCCUGAGCAGAGUCGGGACUUGGUAGCGUCUGACGCUAAUUCCUCUGAAGGUGGCUACUUGGGAGUCGCCGAUCGGAUCAGACAGUAUGAAGAACGCGCGAGAGCAGCCUACUCGAGCCACUCCCCGUUCGGCGCGGUCAAGAAGCAUCGGCCAUCUCAGUCUCGCUCCUCCAUUGUGCAGCGCGAUCUCUCGAGGCCCUCUUCCAGAAGCUCCAUGGUGUCGCCGCCACCUUCGCGACCGGUGACUCCCGCUUCCGCCAUCAUGGACAUGGUGCGGCGUCUACCCCCUCUCCCUCGGUUCAACCCGUUCAGGAGGGCACGUGCGGAGUCCAUGUCCUCUGUCGUGGAUAUCGGUGAACGUGAACUCGGGGGAUCCUUCUAUGGGAAAGACAACCUUCCCCGUAGAAGAUGCAAGUCGGAGCCAUCGCGGCCGAGCGCACGAGUGGAUUGA
This is a messenger RNA of Trametes versicolor FP-101664 SS1, 894 nucleotides long. RefSeq lists its product as uncharacterized. The transcript is spliced from 3 exons. Bases 1 to 894 code for a protein of 297 amino acids. Lineage: Eukaryota; Fungi; Basidiomycota; Agaricomycetes; Polyporales; Polyporaceae. The record is from RefSeq and is a predicted model, not a curated record.